Cercospora beticola is the source of this 1185-nucleotide messenger RNA. It is a transcript of the gene TFB4, whose product is annotated as TFIIH/NER complex subunit TFB4. Gene Ontology annotation, biological process: regulation of DNA-templated transcription; nucleotide-excision repair. Lineage: Eukaryota; Fungi; Ascomycota; Dothideomycetes; Mycosphaerellales; Mycosphaerellaceae. The record is from RefSeq and is a predicted model, not a curated record. Gene Ontology annotation, cellular component: transcription factor TFIIH core complex; transcription factor TFIIH holo complex.
AUGAACGAAGUCGAUGCAACGGGGCGGAGUGGUCAGCGAGACGAUGGAGAAGCGCCAUCUCUGUUGACCAUCAUCCUGGACACAAACCCUCACGCCUGGGCACUACUUGAAGAUUCACUAUCGCUCCAAAAGGUCGUUGUCAACCUGCUUGUCUUCAUCAACGCUCACAUCGCCAUCAAUCAUGCAAACCGCGUAGCAGUAAUUGCAAGUCACUCGGAGCGAGCAGAAUGGCUUUACCCAACUCCCUUGCAAGCACAUUCGGCGACCGCGAACGGCACUUCGAAUGGCGAAGAUGUAGAAAUGAUGGACGACGGCACAGCUGGCAGCGGAGGUCCAGUGCGGCCGCCAGAUGAUGCGAACAAGUAUCGACCUUUUGCUCAUAUCGAGCACGCCAUUACCACGAACCUGCGCCGUCUGGUGGAAAGCACCUCUCCCGAUGCACUCCAAUCAACUCCUGCAACUAUGAUGGCGGGUGCUUUGACCCGAGCACUUGCAUACAUCUCUAAACAAACUGCGAGUCUGCCAUCGGGCUCGUCUUCAGCUCAACAAUUCAACUACUCUGACCCGUCCUCAGUCGCUGGCGGCAACGAAGCCUCCGCAUCAUCUGCCGCUGGCUCGGGUCCCAACAUCUCUGGCCUGACAUCCCGUCUACUCAUACUGUCUGUCUCUGGCGACCUAGCGAACCAGUAUAUCCCUAUCAUGAACAGUAUCUUCGCAUGUCAACGGCUCUCCAUCCCCAUUGAUAUCCUCAAGAUCUCUGGAGACACCAUCUUCCUCCAACAAGCCGCCGACGCAACAGGUGGAAUCUACCUCUCGCUAUCCACCCCAGAACUCCGCGCCGGACUCCUCCAAUUCCUCAUGCAAGCCUACCUACCCGAUCUUGCAGCCCGUCGACACCUCAUACUACCUGGCGAAGGGGACUCCGGUGUCGACUUCCGCGCAGCAUGUUUCUGCCAUCGCAGAAUCGUGGACAUCGGGUUCGUGUGCUCGAUAUGUCUCAGCAUCUUCUGUGAACCGUCUUUGCACGAUAAUACGUGUUUGACAUGCGGAAGCUAUUUGCAAAUGACGAAUUAUGGACAGAAGCCGGCUGUUGUGCCAAAGCCAAAGAAGAAAAAGAAGAAGAGAGCUCCGGGAAUGGAUGGAAGCGGAACUCCGGACAGCAGAGCCGCGACGCCGAUGCCUUGA